AUAAAAUAAAAUAAAAAUGACAACGACAAGAUCUUCUUCUUCUUUUUCACAAAAUAACAAGGAUAAAGUUCAGCAAGAACAAGAAAUUGAAGAAUCAACAAAUACCAAAGAAAUCUGUUUGAAUCAAGAAGAGAAUGAAGCUUCUGAUUUUUUAAUUACUACUUUAGAAAGUCACGGUGUUCAAAUGUCAGAUAUUAAAAGACUUCAAAGUGAGGGCUUCUAUACAAUUGAUUCUGUCGCUUAUACACCAAGAAAGGCAUUAAUUGCUAUUAAAGGUUUAUCAGAAGCAAAAGUAGAUAAAAUUAUUAAAGAAGUUCAUUCAAUUAUUAAUAUUGGAUUUACUACUGCACUUGAUAUACAAGCAAGAAGAAAUGAACUCAUUUUUAUUACAACAGGUUCAAAUGAUCUUGAUAAAUUAUUAGGAGGUGGUAUUGAAACUGGAUCUAUUACUGAGUUAUUUGGUGAAUUUCGAUGUGGUAAAACACAACUGUGUCAUACGUUAGCUGUUACAUGUCAGCUUUCUGCUGAAAGAGGAGGUGCAGAAGGAAAAUGUCUUUAUAUUGAUACAGAAGGGACUUUUAGACCUAAUCGAAUUUUAUCUAUUGCAGCAAGAUAUGAUUUAGAUACUGAGACUUGUUUAAAUAAUAUUGCUUAUGCUAGAGCUUAUAAUACAGAUCAUCAAACAUCUCUUUUAGUGCAAGCAGCUGCUAUGAUGUCAGAAACAAGAUUUGCUAUAGUAAUUAUCGAUAGUGCUAUAUCAUUAUAUCGUACCGACUUUAUUGGCCGUGGUGAGUUAUCUGCUAGACAAAUGCAUUUAGCAAGAUUCUUGCGUAACUUACAAAGAUUGGCGGAUGAGUUUGGUGUUGCUGUUGUAUUGACCAAUCAAAUGAUGGCUACCGUAGAUGGCGCCGCUUCCAUGUUUAAUGCGGAUCCUAAAAAGCCUACAGGAGGAAAUAUCAUGGCUCAUGCUUGUUGUACUCGUUUACAAUUAAAAAAGGGAAGAGGCGAAAAUCGUAUAUGCAAAAUUUAUGAUUCUCCUUCUUUACCAGAAAGCGAAGUUACUUUUCUAUUGGAGAAGAAGGAAUUAAAGAUGCAGAAGAUUAAAGCCCUUUUAUUUUUUUUUUAAAACAAUUUGCUCCAAAUAAUUAAUACAAUAAGAACAAUUAAAAUCAAAAUAAUAGCUGCAGUAAUUAAUUUGUUUGUCGCCAUUCUAUCAUAAAUAAAUAAAUAAAUAAAUAGUCUUUCUUUCUUUCUUCUUUUGCUU
Messenger RNA from Cokeromyces recurvatus, 1264 nucleotides. Its product is annotated as spindle A-like protein. The record is from RefSeq and is a predicted model, not a curated record. Gene Ontology annotation, biological process: DNA recombinase assembly; reciprocal meiotic recombination; double-strand break repair via homologous recombination. The coding region runs from base 17 to 1126 and encodes 369 amino acids. The transcript has 6 exons. Gene Ontology annotation, cellular component: condensed nuclear chromosome. Gene Ontology annotation, molecular function: DNA strand exchange activity; double-stranded DNA binding; ATP hydrolysis activity. NCBI's taxonomy places the organism in Eukaryota, Fungi, Mucoromycota, Mucoromycetes, Mucorales, Mucoraceae.